ACACCACUGUAGAAUUUUUGAAAAAUCGAUUUUUUUUUUAUUGCUUUAAAAAAUACUUUGAACCUUCUAGAAUGAGUUAAAAAAAGUCUUAUGUCUGUUACAAAAUUUUUUGUGUGAAAUUUCGCGCUCUUUCUUAAGCGUGUCGGGCUGCUCCAAAACGACUACCUACGGCACAUCGAUACCUGCUCGAAGGGUACAGCCUAAUGACUUACCUUCUGAUUUCUAACUACUCUAGUAGUAGGAAACGUGGAUAUUCGUCGCUUUUCGGAAUCACGUCAUUGAUUGGAUGGUUCACUGGCAAAAUCGUCGACGUUGAGGUGAAGUCCAAAUAUUGCAAAUCUUGCGAGCAUUGGAAGAGUAAAUUAGAAACAGUUGAGUAUGAAGAAUGGCUCAAAACACACGUUGAUGAAUGUCAAGCAAAUCAUGAAGGUUCGUCUGGUAAGAUGGAGGUAGACGCCGUCGUCGAAAUGUUUCAACGUUCCGAAACUUUACAUGGCAUGAAAUAUGCAAACUAUGUCGGCGACGGUGAUAGCAAAACCUUCAAGGGUAUACUGGAGAAACAUCCAUACGAAAAUUUUGAAGUGAAAAAGAAAGAGUGCAUUGAUCACGUGCAAAAGAGAAUGGGCACUCGUUUGCGAAAUUUAAAAAAAAAUGUAAAAGGCCUCGGAGGAAAAGGUAAAUUAACUGCUAAAUUAAUUGACGAGCUUACAAUAUAUUAUGGUUUAGCGAUACGGCGGAAUCCAAACUCCGUGAAAAAUAUGAAAAAUGAUAUUUGGGCAACCUUAUUUCAUAAAAUGUCAACCGAUGAAAAUCCGCAACACGAGAAGUGCUCGGAGUCUUGGUGCGACUGGAAAAAGGCACAAGCAGCAAAUUCCUUGGCUACUUACCAUCAUAAGCCGCCACUACCGAAGGAAAUUUUUGAAGCUAUCAAACCUAUUUACGAGGAGCUGAGCCGUGAUGAUUUGCUAAAUCGUUGCUUGGGAGGCUACACUCAAAAUAGCAACGAAAGUUUCAAUGCUGCUGUAUGGAACUUGGCGCCAAAAUCUUACUCAAGCGGCAAAAAAGUAUUAUGUGCAGCAACUGAUAUUGCUGUGUGCACCUUCAAUGACGGUUUGACUAACAUUUUACGAAUUAUGCAAGUUUUGGAGAUGGAUAUCGGCUACCAAGCAUACAAUUUUUGCCUUGAAGCCAAUGCGACAAGGAUCGAGCACUCCGAGCGGGCUUUGACAGAUGCAGCAAAGAAGGCACGCACCAGCACAAAAUCGUCGCGGAAAGAAAAUGAGGAACAAUACUUGAGCAAAGAAGGGAUGCUUUACGGUCCUGGGAUAGCAGACUAAUGAUAAAUCUCUACGAUGGUUCUGCUGCGUGCCGCAAACCCCUAAAAAAUAAACACGUCUCACGACAGUGGCUAUAGCGUCGCCAUUUUUUAAUAUUUUUUAAUAAAAAAAUUUUUACAAACACUUAAAAA
Solenopsis invicta (red fire ant) is the source of this 1468-nucleotide messenger RNA. RefSeq lists its product as uncharacterized. NCBI's taxonomy places the organism in Eukaryota, Metazoa, Arthropoda, Insecta, Hymenoptera, Formicidae. The coding region runs from base 204 to 1337 and encodes 377 amino acids. The record is from RefSeq and is a predicted model, not a curated record. The transcript has 2 exons.